Messenger RNA from Telopea speciosissima, 1290 nucleotides. RefSeq lists its product as uncharacterized. Bases 187 to 1218 code for a protein of 343 amino acids. NCBI's taxonomy places the organism in Eukaryota, Viridiplantae, Streptophyta, Magnoliopsida, Proteales, Proteaceae. The record is from RefSeq and is a predicted model, not a curated record. The transcript has 2 exons.
UCUCUUUCUCUCUCGCUUUUAACUACUUAUUCUCCUUUCUUUAAUGCCUGUAGGGUGACCUGCACGGAACCAUGUGCUGACUCCCGAGAAAACAAAGAAAUAUUUCACUCCAACCCUCCUCCCCCUUUCCAUUCAAAUCUCUCUUUCUCUCUCUCUCUCUGAACGUUGUUAUUUCCUUCCCAUUCAAUGGAGAAACCCAGAUUCAAACCAGAAACCCUCUCCUCCUCAACUGUUCAAGUCCUCUCUGCAAGCAACAGCGGAAGGAGGAGUAGCGCUUCCAACUCACCGGAAUUCGAGUUCUGGAUGGUCAGGAACCCAUCAUACCCACAACCCCAACUCCUCUCGGCUGACGAAUUGUUCGUCGACGGUGUCCUUCUACCUCUUCACCUCCUCCCGCUCCAUUCCGAACCACCAGACCCAGAAGAACACAAAGCCGAUUCAGAAACCCCUAAUCCCGAAACUGAACCUGGACCCGAGUCAUCAGCCGCGUUGCAUGAAUCAUCGACGGUGUUGUCUACUUCUAAGCGAUGGAGGGACAUUUUCAGGUUAGGGGAGAAGAAAACAACUGCCACAACAUCCUCUACAGGCGCCGAAGACAAAGAGAAAGAUAAGGAAAAGGAGAAGAAGAAAGAGAGAAAGAGUGGCGGUGGGAGUGUUACCGGGACAGAGCUCAACAUCAAUAUAUGGCCAUUCUCGCGGAGUCACUCCGCUGGGAACAGUGGCAAUAAGCCUAAGUUGGCCGCUGCGGCUGCCGCAACCAGGAAGGUAAGUAGCGCUCCCUGUUCACGCAGCAACUCGGCGGGCGAGUCCAAGUCCAGGAAAUGGCCGAGUAGUCCUGGCAGAGGUGGUGGGGUCCAUUUGGGAAGGAGUAGUCCCGUUUGGCAAGUUCGCCGCGGUGGCUCCGGCCUAAAAAACUCCGACCGGACAGGAACGCCGAUGGUCCGAAAUGCCGAUAAGAGUGGAAAGAAAGAAGCCAUAGAUCCUCGUCGGAACAAAAACAAUGGCGGUGCAGGCGGAACUAGGGCCAGGGUUUUAAAUUUAAAUGUUCCGAUGUGCAUUGGGUAUCGCCACCAUUUAAGCUGUAGAAGCGACGUGAACAGCACCGCUGCUGCUGGUAGUGGUGGUGGUGGUGGAAGUAGCGGCGGCGCCGCUGGUAAUAGUGGUAGUGGAGGUAGCCUAUUGAACCUGCGAACAAUAUUCUCGAAGAAAGUGUACUGAACAGGUAUUUGGGGUUUAUUUUAAUUGUAAUUUGAAGCUUUCACUACUUAUGUUAUAACGUGUGUAAUUAAA